AAUGCAACUCUCGGCGGCAACAAGAAGCAGACGCAAAAACAAGACAAAAAUACUGAUUUCUCCCAUCAACCAGUCCAUUAUAAAAUAAUAUAAUAUAAUUAUAACAAUUUUAAAUUUUUUGAAAAAGGACCCUAAGGACACUUUAAAAUUAUGAGCCAUGCGGCUGCAUUUUGGCUGCUAAUGCUGCUGCAAGGCACCUUAACAGCCCUUGGCGAACGCACGCGCGAUAAGAUGUACGAGCCUAUUCUAGGGGCCAGUUGUUUUCGCAGAUUAAAUGGCACGCACCAAACCGGCUGUUCCUCAACUUACUCCGGGUCUGUUGGCGUUCUGCAUCUAAUCAACGUCGAAGCCGACUUGCAAUUUCUCCUCGGGAAUCCGCCAUCGCCACCGUAUGCACCUCUGAUACCACCACAUUUGUUCACAAGAAGCAAUCUAAUGCGACUGAAAGAAGCCGGACCUACAAACAUUUCAGUGGUAUUGCUCAUUAACGAAACAAAAAAGAUGAAGCAGUUUUCGCACGAGCUCAACUGCCCCAAUCAAUAUAGUGGAAUCAAUAGUAGCGAAUCGUGCGAUGCUAGCAAUCCGGCAAAUAGCUGGAACCCCUGGGGCACAGGACUGCUGCACGAAGACUUUCCUUUUCCCAUCUACUAUAUAGCCGAUUCAAAAGAAAUAGACAAGCUGAAAGAAUGUUUUGAAAAGUUUAACAACAAAAACUACGAAACUCACGCUCUGCGCAGCCUUUGUGCUAUUGAGGUAAAAUCUUUUAUGUCGGCUGCCGUUAAUACGGAGGUGUGCAUGCGGCGUACAAACUUCAUCAACAAUCUAGGAGGCAGCAAGUACUGUGAUCCUCUCGAGGGACGAAAUGUGUAUGCAACAGUAUACCCUCGUAAUUAUUCAACAGAGAAUGCAAUAGAAGGGGCAAAGACGGACGAGAAGUUUAUUUUAGUAACAUGUCGAUUGGACACCGCCAGCAUGUUUGAUGGCGUGGGUCUUGGUGCAAUGGAUUCAGUAGUCAGCUUGGCUGUGUUUACUCAGGUGGCUAACCUGUUGCGACAGAUUCUGCCAGCCCAAAGCUCGCUACCCGAUACGCGUCGUAAUGUCCUCUUUGUGACUUUCAAUGGUGAAUCCUACGAUUAUAUUGGGUCGCAGAGGUUUGUGUACGACAUGGAGAAUCUCCAAUUCCCCCCAAAAUCGGCAGGCGGAUCUCCUAUUGCCUUCGAAAACAUUGAGUUUAUGUUAGAUAUUGGCACACUAGAUGACAUAGCUAACAUCAAGUUGCAUGCCCUCACUAGCCCACCACCGUUGGCCCAGAAACUGCUUGAGCAACUUAACACGUAUGCUAAAUCGCCAAGGUAUGGCUUUAAUAUAAACAUACAGUCGGAGUUGGGUCUCCACAUACCACCCACAUCGGCGCAAUCAUUCUUACGCCGUGAUUCAAAGUUUCCAGCUUUGAUACUGAAUACUCGCCCAACAAACAAAUACUACCAUUCCAUUUACGACGACUCGGAUAAUGUUGAGUUCGUUUAUGGCAACACUAGCCAGGAUUUUACACAACUUGUGGAGGUGGGAGACUUCAAGACUUUAAAAGCAGAUUCACUGCAAAUGAAAGUACGAAAUAUAUCCUCGAUUGUGGCCCUAGCACUUUAUCAAAGUCUCACUGGGAAAGAGUACACUGACACCAAGGUGGCUAAUCCAAUAUUGGCGGAUGAGCUGCUGCAGUGCUUUUUGGAAUCAGCUGACUGUCCGAUAUUCAAGGCCGCAUCGUAUCCAGGAAGUCGAACGGCAUUGCAGCUCCCACCAAUGCGGUAUAUAAGCGUCUUGGGUGGUUCCCAAGAGUCUUCCGGCUGGACGUAUCGUUUGCUAGGCUAUUUGCUCUCGCAGCCACAAAAAAAUAUAUCACAAGUUAAUUGCACCACUUUGCCACUGCACUACUUCGCCGGCUAUAACAAUACAGGAGAGUGUCGACUGACUACCCAAAACUAUAGCCAUGCCUUAAGUCCAGCCUUCCUUAUCGAUGGCUAUGAUUGGGCAUCCGGUCAGUACUCUACAUGGACUGAAUCCACCUGGUCGCAAUUCAGUGCGCGCAUCUUUCUGCGUCCGUCCAAUGUGCACCAGGUGACCACGCUCAGUGUGGGCAUUGUGGUGCUCGUCGUCUCCUUCUGCCUGGUAUACAUAAUUAGCUCGCGCGCCGAAGUCCUCUUCGAGGAUUUGCCGGCAAGCAACGCUGCGUAA
This is a messenger RNA of Drosophila bipectinata, 2232 nucleotides long. It is a transcript of the gene Nct, whose product is annotated as Nicastrin. The record is from RefSeq and is a predicted model, not a curated record. Lineage: Eukaryota; Metazoa; Arthropoda; Insecta; Diptera; Drosophilidae. Gene Ontology annotation, biological process: protein processing; Notch receptor processing. Gene Ontology annotation, cellular component: plasma membrane.